AGGGUAACUAGGUCCUACUAGGCUUCUCGAAAGUGAGGUUGCAGGGCCCCCUGUGGUUCCUACAGAUGGAUGGGCUCACUUCCUUGAGUUCACUGUUUUGGUAGGGUUUGGAGUAUGGACUUUGGAGGUGUCCAGGUGUACUUGAGUGGCUCAGGGCCCAGGAACUCCCAGUCACUGGCCAGGGUUGGGCGUUCAUCUCUGCGGGGCUUGGGCGCCUAGAUGACUUUCUAGGGAGACUAGGGUGAGGGUCCCUUGGGAUCUCUGCCGACGGUCCCCCGGCUCCACCCCAUCAUGUGGCGCUCCAGCUCCAGCUCCGCCUCCGCCCCAGUUCCUGUUUCGGCCUCGGCUGUCCUGCUUCAGCCCCUAGGGCUCCCCACAGACGCUUGCUCUUCCUGCUCCGCCCGGGCCACCUCUUCCUGGGCGCUCGCCGCCCACAUCCCCGCUCACCCCGCCGGGGCAUGGGGCCUUACUCCGGCCUGGAACGGCCCAGCUGGGGUCCCCAGGCGAUUCCGCCCCGCCUUGACCGGCCAGCCCGCCUGGUGCCGCGGCCCCCAGGAUGAAGGGCGGCGAGGGGGACGCGGGCGAACAGGCCCCGCUGAACCCGGAGGCCGAGAGCCCCGCGGGCUCGGCCACGUACCGGGAGUUCGUGCACCGCGGCUACUUGGACCUCAUGGGGGCCAGUCAGCACUCGCUGCGGGCGCUCAGCUGGCGCCGCCUCUACCUCAGCCGGGCCAAGCUCAAAGCCUCCAGCCGCACGUCUGCCCUGCUCUCGGGCUUCGCCAUGGUCGCCAUGGUAGAGGUACAGCUGGAGAGCAACCACGAAUACCCGCCGGGGCUGCUGGUGGCCUUUAGUGCCUGCACCACCGUGCUAGUGGCUGUGCACCUCUUUGCACUCAUGGUCUCCACGUGUCUGCUGCCUCACAUUGAAGCCGUUAGCAACAUCCACAACCUCAACUCUGUCCACCAGUCUCCACACCAGCGACUCCACCGCUACGUGGAGCUGGCCUGGGGCUUCUCCACUGCCUUGGGCACCUUCCUCUUCCUCGCUGAAGUUGUCCUGGUUGGCUGGGUCAAAUUUGUGCCCAUCGGGGCUCCCUUGGACACAUCGGCCCCCAUGGUACCUGCCUCCCAGGUGCCUGGGACUCUGCCACCAGUGGCCACCUCCCUUAGUCCAGUUUCCAAGCCAUCCUCUGCUUCUGUAGCCCCCUCACAGGCUGAGCCAUCUAGGGCCUGCCCACCUCGGCAAGUAUGUGGCGGUGGUGGGGCCCACGGACCAGGCUGGCAAGCAGCCAUGGCCUCCACGGCAAUCAUGGUACCAGUAGGGCUUGUGUUUGUGGCCUUUGCCUUGCAUUUUUACCGUUCCUUGGUGGCACACAAGACAGACCGCCACAAGCAAGAGCUGGAGGAGCUGAGUCGCCUGCAGGGGGAGCUGCAGGCUGUGUGAGGCUGGUGUUAGCCACAGCUGCGAACACUGCCUCCCUCAGGGCUCGGCCAGAGGCCUCAGGUCUACAGACCCCACUCCCUGCUUGGAGCCGCUUUCUGUGGUCACUAAGGUGGAGAACAGAUUCCUGCCUUCAAGGUCCUUUGGGCUGGGCCUUGGGGCAGCUCCCACAUUCCCAGGGAUUUUCCUUGUCCCAUGGCUUUUAUAAGUUCUACCCUACACCUGGGCUGGGAGGAGCACGAAAAGAUCCUCAGUCCAAGCCUCAUGCGGUAGGUAGAGGGGCAGCAGGGAGACCCUGGUCAGACCUUUGGUGCUGACCCUCAGCCACUUGUUCCUAUACAGGAUGUGGAAGUCAUAAGGUUACGCAUCCACCCAGCUGCUGCAGAAGGCAGCCAGUCCUUACUUUUGUAGAAUCUAUUUUAUGGUUGGUUUCUUUUUUUCUUUUUUUGGAAGCUUUUCCCCAUUCUCAGAUUUUGAUGGGUUCCACACACUUGCUUUGGUUUCCAUAGAGAGGGCUUUGGGUGUUUCUACCCCAGGCAUGGGUCCAGGCUUUCCAAGGAGGAGCCUCCCUAUUUGGAGGAGGUUCAAGUGCCUGCCCCACUGCCCUAGACCGACACUUAUCCUUCUAUAUCUGGUUCUCACUCUCCUGGUCCAGGGCUGGGGCAUAGCAGCCUGACUCCAUAGCAGGGGUUGGGGUGAGAAGGUUGUAAGGGAGAAGGUCCAGUCCAUAGCCCUUGGAAUACAGAGCUAUUCUGACACUGAAUUUUUGAUGUACCUGGUUUUGUAUAAUAAAUUGUGUUUCACACA
This is a messenger RNA of Vicugna pacos (alpaca), 2248 nucleotides long. It is a transcript of the gene ORAI3, whose product is annotated as ORAI calcium release-activated calcium modulator 3. Gene Ontology annotation, biological process: store-operated calcium entry. Gene Ontology annotation, cellular component: membrane. The record is from RefSeq and is a predicted model, not a curated record. Lineage: Eukaryota; Metazoa; Chordata; Mammalia; Artiodactyla; Camelidae. Gene Ontology annotation, molecular function: store-operated calcium channel activity.